CUUGGGGAUGGCAUCAUUGUCGUCGACGAGUCAUUCUCAGACGCACGUAGAACGGACGCGCAUAGCUGGAAUCUCUUCUUUGCGAUAGACUUUCAUUUUCCAAAUCCUCGUUUUCCCGACCAAGGACUCAAAUCCACGCAAUACCUGCAGACCUCUUCGCCCACCAUCAAGUUUGACGACCGUCUCUCCAUAGAGGCUAACUCUGGUACAUUCGAUAACAUCGACAUCAUAUCCGGCGUCUGUUUAUUUAACGGGUAUCUUUUGAAAUCCAGCAUUUGUAACCCAGAAUCUGGCAAAUUCGACGUUGAGAUACUCCGACAAGCCAGACCCACCUUUCACGAAUUGGAAUAUAUAUCUCGUUCCUCGACUGCAAUUGCAGAUAUAGUUGGAGUUCUGGUAUCAACGUCUCAAGUCCAAGGAGUUCAGACUCCAGUCAGCAUCGGCUUAGAUGUUCCCAGCUUCCACUACUACCACUCGGCUAUCACUGCCUUCGACAACGGCAUUUGCACAGCCGAGGAAGCCCUUCAAUGGUGUGAAGCUGUAGAUCUUCGUCACGAUCAAAUUUCACAUGUUUUCACCGCUGCCGUUCACCACCAGCUCCGAAGGCGGGGAAUUGAAGAUUCAAAGUACAGUAUUCGCGUUUCAACUAAAGCAACACAUAUGGCCUUUUCGCUCAAGUCAGCUCUGCGGGAUCGGAAAAUCGCUUCAUUUGACCUUGUUUUAAGGAUACUGGAUACGGAAGACACGGGUUUUUGGAGGAGCUUUUACCAGCUCAUACCCGUCAAAGAAAGGCCAAAGGACCUCAGUGAGCUGGGAUAUCUGUUCUACGUAUUCAUGGUUGUUAAGCUGGCUCUCACGGGCCGCUCAUCUAUUGAAUCAAUAUCCGCUCCUAAGGUACGCGUUGAUUGUUCCAGACAAGCGUCAACGGAGACAUCGAAACCAAGACGCUUGAUUGUCAGCAUAGAUGACCCAGCCGAGCGUCGGAUUUACUCCAAGUCGCAAGAUCUGCUGAGAAUAUUACGACAGUCAUCAGGAAGUCCAACGGACUCCGCACUGGUAGAAGUGUAUAUGUGCAGAAGAUUUUUCGUUAAUGGAAACCGUACAAGAGCUCGUUUGUACCAUCACGACACCAUCCCAGCUCUACCACGACUGUCAUACUUUCCCGAGUGCAGCAUCUGCCAGAAUAAGCAAGUCGAACCACUGGACGUUGUCUGUCAACUCUACGGGGUUGAGUUUGCUAAAAACAUCCAAUCUUGGUUUUCUGAGGCUGGACUUUAA
Molecule: messenger RNA, 1278 nt
Organism: Cucurbitaria berberidis CBS 394.84
Lineage: Eukaryota; Fungi; Ascomycota; Dothideomycetes; Pleosporales; Cucurbitariaceae
Exons: 2
Source: RefSeq, a predicted model, not a curated record